This is a messenger RNA of Anisakis simplex (herring worm), 498 nucleotides long. NCBI's taxonomy places the organism in Eukaryota, Metazoa, Nematoda, Chromadorea, Rhabditida, Anisakidae. The record is from the annotation of a GenBank genome assembly.
AUGGCCAAUAAGGAGGAUUCUCGAAAAUCGAUCAGUUGCGAUUAUCCAAUAACGCAUCGUCGAACUGCUUCUAGUGGAAACGAUCUACAGCAACACGGCAUCCAACGGCAACGAGAUGAUUCCGAUGGAUGUGAAACGAUUUCGACGAUAGGGAGCACUCCAAGAAAUGAUAAAAGUCCAACUCAAUUAACAGGAUUUCCUGCAAUUCCCAAGUUCGGCACUGAGUUACCAGCAGUUACGGAAUGGAGGAAAACGCUGACUAGAGCGAAGUUUCGUAAAGACGAUACUGCAAGCUUGUUAUCGCUUGAUAGGGUGCCGGGCUCGUGGAAACGGCGAAGAAUUAUCGUUGCAGUUGUUGUUGUUGCAAUCAUCUUAGUGCUGAUCUUGAUCGCUGUUGGUAUCUAUUUGGGCGUAGCAAAACCGCGGAGUGUUCAUACUCAUCGCAAAGGUAUUUCUGAAUCAUUCCGAGUGACUCAUGCGAAUGUUCGUUGUUUUUAA